GGAGAGAGAGAGCUUGAUUUCUUUUCCCUCUCCUCUUCCAUCUAUUUGAAAAAAAGUUUGUCCUUGCCAUCAUCAUCCUUGGCUCUGGCUUCACCAAAGUUCUUCUUUGCAAGAACCAAGAGAAAGGAACCAACUCCAUGGAAGAUGAAACAGAGCUUUCCAACAAGGCAUUGUAUUCCUCAACCCAUGAACAAGAAGUUGUGGAAUUGAAGAGCUUUAGAUCAAUCCUCACAUGGGUAUGUCUAGACCAGUCCAAUCUAUGGAGGGCUGGUCUCUCAGGCUCAAUCUUCUUUGUUCUUGUCAUUGUAGUCCCUCUUGUCUCUCACUUUGUCUUCUCAUGCUCGAGCUGCGAUGCGAAGCACCAGAGACCUUAUGAUGCAAUUGUUCAGUUGUCUCUAUCUGUGGUUGCAACACUUUCAUUCUAUUGUCUCUCUUCUUUUGCCAAUCAGUAUGGACUUAAAAAGUUUUUGUUUCUUGAUAAAUUGAGUGAAGCUAGUGAGAAGGUGAGGCAAGGGUAUACUCAACAGCUCCAUAGAUCAAUGAAGCUCCUUUCAGCAUUCGUCCUCCCUUGUUUCAUAGCCGACACCAUCUACAAAACAUGGUGGUUCAUCUCCGGAGGAACCACCACACCUUACUUCAUCAACGUCUAUGCCAGCGACAUCAUCGCGUGCACACUCCAACUCUGUUCGUGGCUCUAUCGAACAUCGAUCUUCGUCCUUGUAUGUGUUCUCUUCCGACUCAUAUGUUAUCUUCAGAUUCUCAGACUCGAAGACUUUUCUCAAGUCUUUGAGAGAGAAUCUGAAGUUGGGUCGGUGUUGAACGAGCAUUUUGGGAUCAGGAGGAGUCUGAGGAUUAUAAGCCAUAGAUUCAGAGUGUUUAUUUUGUGGACACUGGUUUUGGGUACGGCGAGUCAGUUGGCUUCUCUGGUUGUUACAACUAAGUCUGGUGCUACUGUUAAUGUCUACACGGCUGGUGAACUUGCUUUAUGCUCCAUCACAUUGGCGACAGGGCUCUUCAUAUGUCUACGCAGCGCAACAAAGAUCACUCACAGAGCACAGAUUGUGUCGUGCCUUGCGGCCAAGUGGCAUGUCUGUGCCACAGUAGACUCUUUUGAUGACUUGGAUGAUGAGACUGAGACUCUAACAGCCCAGAUUUCUUCUUCACCACCUCUGAUAUGCCCUAUCAGUAAUGGCAAUUCAUCAUGUCAUCAUCAGCAAUCUGAUCAUGAAGAAGAAGAUGGAGAUGGAGAAGAAGAUGACCUUGACAACACCAAAAUGGUGCCCAUAUCUGCACAUACUAUCUCCUACCAGAAGAGGCAAGCUCUUGUGACAUACUUUGAGAACAACAGAGCUGGAAUAACAGUGUUUGGAUUUAUGCUGGAUAGGACAUGGCUCCACACCAUUUUUGUGAUUGAGUUGUCUCUCACCCUUUGGUUGCUUAACAAGACAAUUGGUAUUUCAUGAGCUCAAUCAAUGUAUGUUCAAACCUUUGAAAACCUUUUCAUUGUUGUAUAGUUCUAUGCUUUGGGCAAAAUAUAAUCAUUGAAACUGAAAAGAUAUAUUUGGUUCAAUAAGUAACCAUAGUUGAACCUAAGCAUGGCCCUUAUGGGAAUUGUAUAAUAAUAACCAUUUAACAUUAUGUGUGUUAUCACUUUAGUAAUAAGCAUAUACAAAGCAUACAAUGGGGCCAGUUUGGUGUAAUUUAAUGGAAUUAUUUUAUUUUAGUUUA
Camellia sinensis is the source of this 1728-nucleotide messenger RNA. RefSeq lists its product as uncharacterized. NCBI's taxonomy places the organism in Eukaryota, Viridiplantae, Streptophyta, Magnoliopsida, Ericales, Theaceae. The record is from RefSeq and is a predicted model, not a curated record.